UCUCAGUGGCUGUGCUCCUUCCAGAGCCCCAAAGACUUACAGCUGCCUCCGCUGCCUUCCUGUGCCAACCAACCCCCAAAAGUUGUGAUGCUUUUCUUUACCCAGUGCUUUGGAGCUGUGUUAGAUCUCAUUCACCUCCGCUUUCAGCACUACAAGGCUAAACGGGUUUUCUCCACCGCUGGGCAACUUGUCUGCGUGGUAAACCCCAGGCACAACAUAAAGUAUGUGUCCAGCUGUCAUGUGGUCACUCACAGUGCACCAGAGCAAGGCAGCUACACCCAUCACCACCUCAGCCAGCACCACUGCCACCACGGCUCCCACAACCAUCUCCUCCACCACGCCCACCCUCACCUCCUCCACCACAAGGAGGCAGAACUACAUGCCACCCAGGUGACACCCUGCAUGUGCCCCUUGUUUUCCUGCCAAUGGGAAGGCCGCCUGGAGGUGGUGGUGCCCCACCUGCGGCAGAUGCACAGAGUUGAUAUCCUUCAGGGAGCUGAGAUAGUCUUUCUGGCCAUGGACAUGCACCUCCCUGCCCCGGCUGACUGGACCAUCAUGCACUCCUGCCUUGGUCACCACUUUCUGCUGGUGCUUAGGAAACAGGAGAAAUAUGAAGGGCACCCCCAGUUCUUUGCCACCAUGAUGCUGAUUGGGACCCCCACCCAGGCUAACUGUUUCACCUACUGCCUGGAGCUCAACAGAAACCAUCGGCGUCUUAAAUGGGAGGCCACUCCCCGGUCAGUCCUUGAGUGUGUGGACUCAGUGAUCACUGAUGGGGACUGCCUCAUCCUUAACACCUCACUAGCCCAGCUUUUCUCUGACAAUGGCAACCUUGCCAUAGGAAUCACUAUCACUAUGACAGAGGUUUGCUCCUCAGAAGCCAAGACGUGAAGCAAGAGGCCACCAGAGGUUCAUACACAGCCACCACUCCUUCAAGAAACUCUGCCUGUGCCCCUCAGAUCUCCAGAUCCCAGGACUCCAGACUCCUUUUUAUUCUUCUCCUCCUUUCCCUCCCUUCUUUCCUUUCUUUCUUUUUUUUUUUUUGUUGUUGUUUCAGGUACUUAAUGAUAUCUAGUAUUUGUCUGC
Phyllostomus hastatus (greater spear-nosed bat) is the source of this 1086-nucleotide messenger RNA. RefSeq names its product siah E3 ubiquitin protein ligase family member 3 (gene SIAH3). NCBI's taxonomy places the organism in Eukaryota, Metazoa, Chordata, Mammalia, Chiroptera, Phyllostomidae. Gene Ontology annotation, cellular component: cytoplasm. The transcript is spliced from 2 exons. Gene Ontology annotation, biological process: proteasome-mediated ubiquitin-dependent protein catabolic process; multicellular organism development. The record is from RefSeq and is a predicted model, not a curated record. Bases 88 to 891 code for a protein of 267 amino acids. Gene Ontology annotation, molecular function: ubiquitin conjugating enzyme binding; ubiquitin protein ligase activity.